Daktulosphaira vitifoliae (grape phylloxera) is the source of this 3038-nucleotide messenger RNA. RefSeq names its product periodic tryptophan protein 2 homolog. The record is from RefSeq and is a predicted model, not a curated record. Gene Ontology annotation, molecular function: protein binding. The transcript has 19 exons. NCBI's taxonomy places the organism in Eukaryota, Metazoa, Arthropoda, Insecta, Hemiptera, Phylloxeridae. Gene Ontology annotation, cellular component: Pwp2p-containing subcomplex of 90S preribosome; small-subunit processome. The coding region runs from base 149 to 2905 and encodes 918 amino acids. Gene Ontology annotation, biological process: ribosomal small subunit assembly; maturation of SSU-rRNA from tricistronic rRNA transcript (SSU-rRNA, 5.8S rRNA, LSU-rRNA).
UCACGUGUUUUUUUUAAUAUCUAAUGGUUUUGUAUACUCCAAUUUUUUUUUUGACUUAUUCAAGAAUUUCAAAUAUUGAAUUGCUUAAUAUUAUGUUACACUUCAUAUAUUAAAAUUUAAAUAUAUAUUAAUUGUUACUGUAAUUAUCAUGAGGUUCAAUUAUAAGUUUUCUAAUGUUCUUGGAACUGUUUAUCGAAAAGGGAAUUUAUCAUUCACACCAGAUGGCAAUUCAGUUAUUAGCCCUGUUGGGAAUCGUAUUUCAAAAUAUGAUUUAAAAAAUAAUUUGUCAUCUACUUUACCUGUUGAAAGUUCUCAUAAUUAUGAGCAAAUUGCUAUAUCUCCAGAUGGAACACUUUUGUUUGCUGUUAAUGAGAUUGGAGAAGCUGAUUUAAUUAGUCUUAUUAGUAAUAGAGUUAUUCAUAAGUAUAGAUUUAAUGACCGAAUACUUCACUUGAAAUUUAGUCCUAAUGGAAAACAUAUAGCAGCUUGUAAAUUAAAUAAAGUUUUUAUUCUGCAAACACCGGGUCAUUUCCUUGGUCAAUUCAAUCAAUUUGCUUUAGAACGAGUUUUCAGUGAUAUUCUAGGUGAUACUACUUAUACUGCAUGGACUGAUGAUUCCAACAUAUUUGCUGUGGGUAGUAAAGAUGCUACUGUCAGAUUAUAUACCAUAGAAAAUUAUUCUAAUUUUCGUCCCUAUUCACUAACUGGACAUACAGAUGCUAUUAUUAGCUUAUUUUUUGAACAAAAUUCUCUUGACUUAAUGACUCUUAGCAGGAAUGGUCACUUGACUUUAUGGCAAAGUUCAUUUCAAUUAGAUCAGUUAUCUAGUGAAGUGAAAUCUGAUAGUAAAAAAUUAAAACUUAAUGAAGAUGAAAAUGAAGAAGAUGAUAUAGAUAUGUCUAAAGGAGAAGAUCAAGAGCGUUUUGUAAAUGACAAAGAAGAGAAAAUUAAAAAGAAAACAAAAUUUGGAAACAAUGUUGAAUUAAUAAGUUAUAAGAAGUUAUCUCGUCAUUUUUUAAAUGAUCAUCUAAAAGAAGAUCAUAGUAACUUAAAAAUGACUGCUGCAGAUUACCAUAAGAAAAUUAAAAUUUUAAUAAGUGGAUUUUCAAAUGGGUCAUUUUUAAUUUUCGAAACUGUGGGGAUGUCUUUAAUUCACUCAUUGAAUAUUUCUGAUACUAGUAUAAGUACUAUUGUGUUAAAUGAAUCUGGUGAUUGGGUUGCCUUAGGUUGUGAAGGUCAUGGUCAAUUGUUAGUUUGGGAAUGGCAGAGCGAAACUUAUGUUAUGAAACAGCAAGCACAUGGUUCUGAAAUAUCUUGUUUGGCAUACUCUUCUGAUUCUAUGUAUAUUGCUACAGGGGGUGAAGAUGGAAAAGUAAAAUUAUGGAAUACUCAAUCUGGAUUUUGUAUAGUGACGUUUUCUGAACACACAAGCUCUAUAACAAAUAUUGUAUUUGCACCCAACAAGAAAUUUAUUAUAUCAGCUUCUUUAGAUGGUACUGUAAGAGCUUUUGAUCUAACCAGAUACCGGAACUUUAGAACAUUUGUAUCUCCACGACCUGUUCAAUUUGCUAGUUUAGCAAUUGAUUCUAAUGGAGAAUUUGUGGCUGCUGGUGGUCAAGAUGUAUUUGAAGCUUAUCUUUGGUCUAUGAAAAUUGGUAGACUUUUAGAAGUGUUGACUGGUCAUGAGGGUCCAAUAGUAAGUUUAGCUUUUAGUCCAAAUAUUUCAUGUACUACUUUAGUAUCUGUGAGCUGGGAUAAAACAUUACGUAUUUGGAAUGCUGUAGAAAAUGCAUCUGAUCAUGAAACUAUUCAACUUUUUGCAGAUGGCUUAUGUGUUGCUUUUCGUCCUGAUGGAAAAGAAGUGGUUGUAGCAACUUUAGAUGGCCAAUUAUUAUUUUUUGAUGUCCGUACUUCAACACAAGUAGGAAGUAUUGAAGGAAGAAAUGAUUUAGGAAGUGGUAGAUGUGAUACUGAUCUCAUAACGGCAAAAAAAAGUCUUCAAGCAAAAGCUUUUAAUUCUGUUUGUUAUUCAGCUGACGGACAAUUUGUCAUAGCAGGUGGGCAAUCAAAAAAUGUUUGUAUAUAUAAUGUUUCUGAAGCAAUUUUAUUGAAAAAGUUUGUUAUUACUCAAAAUCAGUCAUUUGAUGCUGUUACAGAUGUUAUAAAUCGGCGAAAAAUGACAGAAUUUGGAAACAAAGAUCUAAUUGAAGAACGAGAAACACGUGAAGGUGGAAAUGUUAAAUUAAAAUUACCAGGUGUUCAUAAAGGUGACUUGGCAGCAAGAACAUUUAAACCAGAAAUUAAUGUGUUAGAUGUAAAAUUUUCGCCGACUGGUUUAUCCUGGGCUGCAGCUACUACAGAGGGUGUGCUGAUAUAUUCAUUAGAUAGUGAAUUUAUAUUUGACCCUUUUCAACUAGAAAUUGGUAUAACACCAUUAACAACAAAGAAAACAUUAUCUGAAAAGGAGUAUGCAACAGCUUUGAUGAUGGCUUUACGACUCAAUGAACCUGAACUAAUAACUGAUGUGAUUGAGUCUACGCCCUUUAAAGACAUCGAUUUAACAGUUAUUUCACUACCAAGACUUUAUGCAGAAAAAAUUUUAAAGCAUAUAGCUAUUUUAAGUGGAACCACCAAGCAUCUUGAAUUUUAUGUUCAUUGGAUAAAAUCAUUGUUAAAUUCUCACCAACCUCAUCAAACUACUGUUUUAAUGUUGCAAAAAAAUUUAACCAAAAGAUAUACAGAUCUAUCUAAAGUAUGCGAUUUUAACAAAUAUACUUACACGGUUGUCAAAAGAAUUGCGCAUUUGCAAACUGUUGAAGCCAAAGAUGAAAUUAAGGAUGAAAUAUUACCUAUGGAUAUUGAUGAAGUAGCUUCUAAUACUGAAUUUGUUGAUCUCAAGAAUUAAUCAAUAUUAAAAUUGUCAAUGAAAAUGUACAACACUAAAAAUUAUUUACAGACAUUAAUUUUUAAUAUUUACUUUCAAAAAGUUGGUUUUGUUUUAUAAAAUAGUAACAACUUAAUUUACAAUUUUAAUAAAA